AUGUCAUUUCGAACGCGAACAGCACUUUUUCCGCAAAAAUCGUUCGUGUCCUUUGGAGAGCUUUGCGCAUUCUUAUUGAUAUGUGGACGAGAGGAUUAUUCUGCUUCGCCGACUCCUCGUCAUUCGUAUUCCAUCUAUUCAUUUGCUGAACUAGCAAUUGAGCAAGAAACUAACACUACAAAUAAACAAGACGGCCGAGUGUGGGAUGUUGUUAUUGCCACAUGCGAUGAGCCUGGCGCUGGCACCGAUGCAUCCGUCUACUUGAAGAUAUACUAUGAGUCUGCACAUGACUACGAAACUUUCAACUUGGACAACCCAGGAAGGGAUGACUUCGAGAGAGGAGCAAGAGAUCACUUUAAACUAUUCUUCAAACAAGGUGACAUCAUAAAUAUAGGUCUCUUUUGGUGGCCAGGAUUUACGUUCAGUCAGUCGUGGUGUGCAAAAUGGGUACUUCUACUGAACUCGGAUACUGAGACAUGUUUUGAGGGGAUCUUUAAUAAAUGGAUCCUGCACUAUAAGGAUCCACCCACGUACGCGACGCAAUUCCACAAGCUUCGAUUUGCGGACUGCGUAGCUCCCGGAGAUGCGAAAGCACCACGUCGAAGCUACAUGAGAUAUGAAGACAGAGAAUCAAUUGCUGAACGCUACUUUGUGACUCGAAAAUGGGAAUCGCUUCAGUACAACAAAAAUGAAUCAAACACAAUGUUGUCGAUAGUUGUUAAUUCCGAGUUCAUGAUUGGGGAUUUUACUCCUCAAAGCCUCGCACAUAAUGAGGCAGCAUCAUCGCCUUUGAACAACAGCAGGAGAUCCACUUUCGAUGACGAUGCAUUCUUCUCACCGUCGAAACCAUCAAAAUCUGAAACUCGCACGAGUCGUCCAAUGCUUAGCCCUCAACCGGUUUCACUCCCUACCAUACAUGAUAAGAUUUUAGAUUGGUUCCGAGGAAUUAUUUCACUCCGUCUACUGAGAACCUCGAUUUUUGUCGGGCUUAUAAGUGCUUGUGUAUUUUUCUUCUCUUUGAUAGCUCUUCAGUUUUCAAUUCGGUCAAUUUUUCGGUUCUUUGGUGAUGCAUUUGGUACAAUUUUUGCUGCUUCGACGUGGUUAUCUGCUUUGACGGUUGGGAUUCUCUCCUUUGCUAUGAGUUGGACUGUGCUGAAUAUGUUGCUGAAAGCUGAGCAGCAGCAGAGGUUAUCGUGGAAGAACUCGGAGACCUGGCUUGGUUUCUGCAUCGUCUUGAUAUAUAACAUCGUUUAUGGUGGUAUCAUUUUAAAAAUGUCAUACUUUCCUGAUGCAGAUACAUUUCUAUUGGGAUCAAUAAUGCUCUCAACUAUAAUUUCAUCAUUUUACUCGAUUUUCCACAACGACUUCCAACUCUCCUUUUCGGGUAGCGCUGCGCAGCUAGGAAUAUUCCACUCUAUCUGUGGAAUGUUCUCAAUUGGACGCGAAUCCGUGAUGACUUCUACAUUUCGUGAAGCGGCACGAGUUGUUUCUCUAACGGUUUUGUGUGGAUGUUUUGUAGGAUUAUUCACGAACGGACUGUCUUCAUUAUUAUUUAUUUUCUACAUUUCUUCCCAUCUUUAUUGUUUGGUCAUCGUUUUUGGACAGCUCUUCGCUACGAAAAUUUUACUGAAAAUGUGUCGCCAAAUUGUAAUGAAGCCAAUCUCUUUCAUUUUACCUCCACCAUUUGUUGUGCAUACUCCAACUCCUGAGCAAACACGGACACUCACAAACGUCCUCGACAGCCAAGAUGGUCUAUUGAAGUUGUUCGCUUUCACCGACCUACGUCGAAUAGCGUGGAUGGAUCGCACUCGUCGCCUAGAAGUGUUUUCACUUAGUCAACCAGGCGGACAUCCUCGCAACUGGACAUGUAUUUCUACGACAUGUAUUAAUGUGCUAGAACGUAUUCGUAGCGAUGUAGAGAUGGCUUCUUCCCGUCUCCUGGUUGGACCCCAUGGAGACUUGAGCGAUAUGACUGAAGAAGAAUUAGUGGAAGUGGAUCGAGAAAUGUUGAUGAUGCCGCAGAAAUCGAGGAAGCAAUUGUAUUCUUCGGCUGUCAGACAACGUCAUCGUAUCGCCAUGAGACCUGUUACUCGUCGUCCUGAUCUCAACGGCAAGCAGCAGUUCACUUUGUUCAAAAAGGUCUAUUUAUUGUGGAGUGAUCAACCGUUCGUAAUACCAAGAUUCGAAGCGCAUAUCGCUGUCCUUGCAAUCGAAAGUUUGUAUAUGUUCGUCGUGGAAUCUUACGAAGAAGAUCGCUACGGGAUUGUUCUGAAGGAUCUGCCAACUAUCAUUGGAGUGUUUGUUCAAUUGAUCCAAGUUAUUGACAAAUUCUUCCGAUUGCGAGCGAACCAAACAGUUGUGACCUCUUCUGAUGGAACAUUGCGACAGAUAGACGCUGCGCUGCAAGCUGGAUUGCUACGUAUUAAUUGGAAGUUUGGAGCUCAUCUUAGUUCUUUGAAUCUUUCUCGAGAACAACUUCAAACUAUAAAAAUGGUCUGCCAGUCUGAAACCUAA
Necator americanus (New World hookworm) is the source of this 2514-nucleotide messenger RNA. RefSeq lists its product as uncharacterized. Gene Ontology annotation, biological process: nuclear pore organization. Gene Ontology annotation, molecular function: protein-macromolecule adaptor activity; protein binding. Gene Ontology annotation, cellular component: nuclear pore transmembrane ring. The record is from RefSeq and is a predicted model, not a curated record. The transcript is spliced from 25 exons. The coding region runs from base 1 to 2514 and encodes 837 amino acids. Lineage: Eukaryota; Metazoa; Nematoda; Chromadorea; Rhabditida; Ancylostomatidae.